AAUGGCUGCCGUCACGGAGUUGAACGCCGCUCGGAAGAACUUGACCGAUGUUCUCGGGGACAAUACCAAACAGUAUUGGAGUAACAUGAAGCUUUGGUACCGACAAAAGAUAAACAAAGAAGAAUUUGACCUAGAAGCGAGGAGACUUCUUACUUCAGAAAAUGUACAUUAUCACAACGAAUUUUUAUUAGCAAUUCUCACUAAGUGCCAAACUCUAGGAUCUUCCCCAGUUCUUAACAGUAAAGAUUCAUCAUUGAGCAGUUCGGCGUCCAGUCGAGGAAUGCUUCGGAAAGGAAAGAAAUUGAAGAAAGUCAAACACACAAGAGUGAACUUUGAGCAUCGGUUUGUUGAGUCAUCGCCAUACACAAAUGUACCUCAAGUUCUUGCAAAAGGAAUUCCAGAAGACUCUCCACUAGUAUUUUGUUCAAGAGAUUUAUUCUUGCCAGAUAUAUCCAUGUUACAUGGCCGUAUGUUUGUCACGUCCUGGGAAUAUGAAUUGGAUAAUGUAACAGAUGACUGUGUUCAAUUAGUACGAUUUGCUGUAGAGCAACAUUUAAAGAAUAUUUUAACAAUGACGUCCAGUAGGCGACGUGGAUAUAGACUACGAGAAAGUUCUUUUAGAUUUAGUAUCGGCAAUUCUAAACCAGAACAACUCAGGAAACACAAAGAAUUUGUACAUGUCAAAGAAAGUGUGUGUAGUGCAGCAGAUUUAAACCACAGUCAAGUACCAGCAGACAGGCCUACUAUGGAGGAAGGUGAACGUGAAGCUGCAAUGUUACUGGCUGUGAGUCAACCUCCAAAGUCAGUACCACCUAUGUCAUUAUAUGAUGUGUUAGAAACAUUACAGGUCUAUAGAAGUACAAUACCGUCCCAUACAGUGUAUUCAAUAAAUAUUGAGAGGCUGCUAUCACGGCUUUGGCACCCAAGCCAUGAAGAGAUUGAACAAGAUGAAAUUCACAGACAAGAAGUGCUACUCAAAGAGGAAAUCCAAAACCAACAGAAGUGUCUUAGAGUUUAA
Molecule: messenger RNA, 1018 nt
Organism: Saccoglossus kowalevskii
Lineage: Eukaryota; Metazoa; Hemichordata; Enteropneusta; Harrimaniidae
Product: transcriptional adapter 1-like
Biological process (GO): regulation of transcription by RNA polymerase II
Cellular component (GO): SAGA complex
Molecular function (GO): transcription coactivator activity
Source: RefSeq, a predicted model, not a curated record